GAGCAAAUGAUAUAAAAGCCAUCGGCUAGUCGCUGGACCUCUCCAGUCUCAAUCAACGCUGUAUUUUGCACUUGCCACUGGAUUAAAAAGCUUUCAGUUUAGGUUUCCACCAGUUAUUUUUGUUUCGAAAUUCAUGGACUUUAUCGCAUGGCUAAGGGAAUCUCGUGAAAAUGUCCGUAAAGCAAAAGUGGCGAGUCCAGCAAGAAUUACGCCCCAAAUAAAGCGAGAGAUGGUGCCUGGCCGAGUAUCCCAGGCACCACUGGUGGUCGUCUCCAACAGACUGCCCUUCAUCCUGGCCCGCGGGCUCGACGGUCGGCUCGAACGCAGGCAGAGCGCCGGAGGUCUGGUGACCGCCGUUGCCCCUGUUGUGAUCGAGUGCAAAGGAACCUGGGUCGGAUGGCCAGGGACGUACGAAAUGCGCCCUGGAGAGGCAAUACCUGAAUCGGACGCAAGUGAUCAGGCACCAACCGCAGGCCUCAAGUCUAGUCAGGUCGUUGCUGUCAACGUGGCCAAGGACAAGUUUGACGCAUACUAUAACGGAUGCUGCAAUGGAACCUUUUGGCCUUUAUUCCACUCCAUGCCUGAUAGGGCCGUGUUCAAAGCCGACACAUGGAAUGCAUACUGUGAGGUCAACGAAGAGUUCGCCCAAAACACCCUGGCUGCCCUGCGUGCGACCGUGGCUAAACUGGACGCGGAGGGCCGUGUGAACGUGGCCCCCAUCGUUUGGGUGCACGAUUACCAACUCCUGGUGGCCGCGGCGUCGAUCAGGAAGGCGGCCGAAGAGGAAGGCCUCCGCUUCAGGCUCGGAUUUUUCUUACACAUUCCUUUUCCCUCGUGGGACAUCAUGCGACUCUUUCCUUGGGACGACCAGAUUCUGCAAGGGAUGUUAGCUUGUGACGUGGUUGGCUUUCACAUUGAGGACUACUGCCUGAACUUCAUUGAUUGCUGUUGCCGUCGACUUGGCUGCAGAGUCGACCGGAACCAAAUGAUGGUCGAGUUGGCCGGACGCACUGUCCACGUAAAAGCCCUGCCCAUCGGCAUUCCUUUCGAACGAUUUGUUGAACUUGCCGAAAAUGCUCCAAAGGUGCUGAAGACGACAGAGGAGAAAACUAUUCUCGGCGUGGACCGCCUUGACUACACCAAAGGCCUUGUCAACCGCAUCCUCGCUUUCGAGCUGCUUCUAGAGAAGCACCCCGAGCACAUCGAAAAAGUGACACUGCUGCAAAUUUCCGUUCCGUCGCGCACAGACGUCCGCGAGUACCGCCAGCUGAAGGAGGAAAUGGACCAACUGAUCGGGCGUGUCAACGGCCGAUUCUCGCAUGCCAACUGGUCUCCCAUCCGCUAUAUCUACGGCUGCGUGUCGCAGAACCAGCUCGCCGCGUUCUACCGCGACUCUGCAGUGGCACUAGUGACGCCGUUACGCGAUGGAAUGAAUCUCGUAGCAAAGGAAUACGUCGCGUGUCAGAUCAGGGAGCCGGGCGUGCUCAUUCUUUCACCAUUCGCGGGGGCAGGGGGCUCCAUGCACGAGGCCCUGGUCGUCAACCCUUACGAGCUGGACCAGGUGGCCGAAACCAUCCACAGGGCUCUGAGCAUGCCGCUGGACGAACGCGAGCUCAGGAUGACGCAGCUGCGCAGACGCGAAAGAAAGAACGACGUGUCGCGCUGGCUCGAAUCCUUCCUGGACGCCAUGGACGGUGUGAACGACGAGACAUCGCUCGUCGGCAACCUGGCGCGGCUCACUCUGGACGACUUCGGGCAGUAUCUGGACCUGGACGCCGCCUGCAAGCUCAGUCUGAUCCUCGACUACGACGGUACUUUGGCGCACCUUGCCUCCCACCCUGAUCUCGCCAUCAUGCCAACUGAGACAAGAAGGGUGCUUGAGCGACUGGCCAAUCUGUCCGACGUCAACGUGGUGGUCAUCUCCGGCAGGUCGCUGGGUAACUUGAGCAGAAUGGUCGGCAUUGAAGGCAUCACAUACGCGGGUAGCCACGGUCUGGAGAUCUUGCACCCUGACGGAACUAAAUUCGUCCAUCCAGUGCCACUGGAGUACGAAGAGAAGUUGCGCGAGUUGUUGAGAGCCCUGCAGGAUGAGGUUUGUCGUGACGGAGCGUGGGUUGAGAACAAGGGCGUCCUGCUUACGUUUCACUAUCGGGAGACGCCGGUCACCGCCAGGGAGGCCAUCGUCAAGCGAGCAGGACAGAUUUUCAAACAGGCUGGAUUCGAGCCUCACGCGGCACACAUGGCGAUAGAGGCGAAGCCACCAGUGAAAUGGGAUCAGGGCCGAGCUUCCAUCUACAUCUUGCGCACCAUGUACGGCGUCGACUGGACGGAGAGGGUGCGCGUCAUCUACGCGGGUAAUGAAGACGCGAUGCAAGCCCUGCAGGGUAUUGCUUGCACAUUCAGGGUAGACUCAAGUCCAGCUGUUCGCACCGCAGCAAACUUUAGGUUAGCCGAUCCAGACGCAGUUCUCAUCAUGCUCAAGUGGGUGGAGAAGCAAAUGAACAAGAGGUCACCGCGACUUGCAAGAUCACCGAGGUUAGGGCGGUCGCCCACUCAGUGCAUUCAUGCGCAAAUGAGUUUCGAGGAUGAGGAAGAGGAGAUCCGCAAGUCUGCGCACGGACUGCGAGCCAUUGUACAAACUGCUGUGCGGGAGCCGCUUGUUAACAAGGCUAUGUAAGGCCGGCUGUGAGAUUAAUUGUUGUCCAAACCUUUUUGAUUGACCCUUGAGAGUGAACCAGGCGCUGAUUUCUACAAAAAUUCCAAUCAAGUUUUUUCCGGGAUAUCCAGUUUGAUAUUUAUAACUUUAUCCCGGAUAUCAUAUUGCGUUAGAAUGAACUUAAUGUAACGUUGUUUUUGCAAAUCAUCUCAAAUAAUGUAUAAUUAAGAAGGUGAUGAAGGUUCACUAUCGCACAAGCUUUAGCAUGUUUCAAUCUCAAGGAUAGGAAGGUUCAACUAAGGAUUGCAGAGACCACGAUACGACAAUGGGACAUAAUAUUUGAUUCUCUGCCAUAAAAAUCGCCUUGUCGGCUCCUCACCUCUCUUUUCCUUAGGUUAGACCUAAAAAACGAUUAUGUGAUAGUUCAAUAAAUUAAUAUAUUGAUAUUCUUGCAAUAAACAAUGGUAUUUUGAUUUCCUACAAA
Messenger RNA from Cloeon dipterum, 3140 nucleotides. It is a transcript of the gene Tps1, whose product is annotated as Trehalose-6-phosphate synthase 1. NCBI's taxonomy places the organism in Eukaryota, Metazoa, Arthropoda, Insecta, Ephemeroptera, Baetidae. The record is from RefSeq and is a predicted model, not a curated record. The transcript is spliced from 10 exons. The coding region runs from base 134 to 2677 and encodes 847 amino acids. Gene Ontology annotation, molecular function: trehalose-phosphatase activity. Gene Ontology annotation, biological process: trehalose biosynthetic process. Gene Ontology annotation, cellular component: cytosol; alpha,alpha-trehalose-phosphate synthase complex (UDP-forming).